AUGGCGUCUGCUCUGAACUCUGCGCCAACGGCGAAUGCCUCUGGCAAUGCCAACUCUGGCUCUCACUCUGGUCGUUCUACUCUGAGACCUUCCAACAGUACCAAGGGGUCUGACAACCGCCGCCAGUCUGGUAGCCCAGUCGACGGUGGUGCACGGCGCUCCAACUCUCAUAAGGCCUGGACCCAAGGCACCAACCCUAUCACCCAGCGAUCCUCCCACUCCACAUCCAACGGAAACAUGGCCCACCGGGGCCAGUCUGGCUCUCCACGGCCAAACCAAAAGGAAUCGAACACUCCUGACAGCCAUGCCCAUGAUCGCCUGGUCUUUUUGUUCGCCAGCUUCAUUGGACUACAAACCACCAUUACUACAAAGGCCGGAGAGAAGCUUAGCGGUAUAUUUUCUAACUCGACCCUGGAGUCAAAUGACUCGUCCUUCACGCUCAAGAUGGUCCAGCGCGCUGACCAGGAGGACCAACUCACAACAAACGGCGUGAGCGACGUCGCGGUCCCGUAUCUGGGCAGUGGACCUGAAUAUAACAUGCAAUUUGAUAUCCGGGAGAUUGCGGACAUCUCUGUACCCAAUGUCACUACUGCUGAAGUCUCGGCUAAGGUGUCCAAUGGUGCUUCUCAGGGAUUCAGGACCGACAGCGACAUUUCCGGAAACCUCGCCAUGCGCGAGCGUACACUACAGCGCUGGGAACCUUCUGAGAACGAUGUCGAUAUGUCAAUUGAGACCAGUAACAGUGCCGCCGGAUGGGAUCAGUUCGAGACAAACGAGCGGCUUACCGGCUUUAAGAGCGACUACAACGAAAGCAUCUAUACCACCCAUCUCGACCGCACUGAUCCUAGUUACUCGGCUGCGCUCGAAAAGGCAUCUCGUAUCGCGGCUGAAAUUGAGGGCUCCGCUUCGGACAAUUCUCACCUGCGUGAAGAGCGCGGUCUGGUGGAACCUGCCACUGGCGAUCAAGAUGAAGAGGACAAGUACAGUGGUGUUCGCCGCGAGGAGAAGGCUUUCCCUCCUUUGCUCUCUGGCCAGCCAAAUAAAUAUACCCCUCCUGGGCGCCGGCAAGCUGCUCCCCAGCCUACCAACGCACCUCCCAAGCAGGCCGCCCCCCCUGCAUCUGUUCCUUCCAUUACAAAGAAGGAGACACCCACAGCCCAGCAGCCUGAGCCAACCACAUUGCAACCCUCAGCCGAAAUUGAGAGUGGGAGCGCCUCAGCCAAGGCUUUCUCGCCUGGUCCUCCCGCGGUCAAGCGUCCUUCUGCCGAAAAUGCUACGGCGAAUGUGGAGACAGAGGUACUGGAUCAUUUCCGCCAAUUUGCCAACAGCGAGAAGCUCAAGAUGCAAGAGCGUCGUCGCAAUCAAGCCUCCUAUGAUCGCACUGUCAAACUCAACGAGCUAAUGAAAUUCUCAAAGAGUUUCAAGCUUUCUACUCCUGUGCCCAAGGACCUUGUCCCAAUUCUGGCCAAGGACCGCAUGAAGCAAGAGGAAAUCAUCCAGCGAGCUCAGCAAGCCCAGCAACAGGGGGUGGAUGAAAAGGAUAUGCCUAAAAUCACAUCGCCUCCUACCGAACCGAAGCCUCCUGUUCGUGGUACUGGACCUACUGGUGCUGUCCCUCCUGUCGCUCCGGCUGAUCGCCAAAACUACCAACGUUCUCGACAGGGCUAUCCUCCUACAGGCCCUCUUGCUGGACCUAACGGACGUUUCCCCCAGCAACCUAUUCAACCCGGACGUCCCGGUGUUGGUAUGCUUGGUCACCGCCUAGCAGACAAUCUACAGCAGCGAAAGGGCGCUGGUGUGGCUCCUGUUCCUGCUCCGCUUCCCAUCCAGGAUGCUCGCGGGCCUCCCACUGGUCCUGCUAGCGACCAGCACAGAAUCACUAGCCCUGUCAAGUCGCAGGGACCUGGAUCUUCUGCAUCCAGCAAGUUCAACGUUCGGGCUAUGGAGUUCAAGCCAAACCCCGCAGCGAGUACUUUCACCCCUGGCGGUGCUCCCUCAGCCACAACUGCUAGCCCACGGCCUUUCUCUCGUAGCCGUUCCGUGUCUCGCACAGCCACUCCCACUGCCUUUUUUGGCCCAAGGAAGCCUCAGCCCAUCUCGGAGCGACCUUCUCUCCAGGACCAGUUCAAUCCAAUCAAGCGCAUGAAGAAGGAGGGCGCAGGACAUACCGAGAAGCCAUACAUUUUCAACGAUGGAAUUCCACCCCCGUACAAGACUUUGCCGACCUGGGACACUAUUGAGGGUAACGAGGAAAAGACAUAUGAUCAAAUGUUCAAACAACCUAUUGUUCCGUCCUCGGCUCAGGGACGCUCCGUAUCCAACAACCCAAACAUUCCCCAGCAGCACGGGAUGUCUUUCCAUUUCCAGCAAGGAAACCCCGGUCUCCCUGCUUCUGGUGGCCCCAAUGGCGGACACCUCCAUCCUCAGGGUCAUCACGGGCCCCCCCACGUCGACGACCAUCGCAUGCACAUGUCUGGCUCGAACUCUGGAGUCUUCCCGUCUCCCCGAAUGCAACCUGGAUACCCUUCUCCUAUGGCGCCCCCAGCCCAAGUGGCCUUUGGGCAGCCGAUGCCCCCCUUCUAUGGCAACCCUCAAGGUGGUCAAAUGAGACCCUACCAGGGCGGUCCCCAGUUUGUGAACCCGCAAGCUCCAAUGAUGGUGCAGCAGCCGUCCAAUGGACCCUUCAUGGGAGUUCCACAGGGUAUGGGUCCAUACAACCAACAGAUGCCUAUGUACUCCCCCUCUCCCGCCCAUGCAUACCCGCAUGCACCUGCACCUCAGCCUCAUAGCGGAUACCCCAGUCCGAGCCGCGGUGCGCCCAUGAUGAUGCACCAGAACUCGCAGUCAGGACAACCCCCGCAACCGAUGAUGUAUAUGCCUGGACACAUGCCUCCCAACCGUGGCAAUUACCCGCAGCAACCUCAUUUCUCCUCCAGCCCGCAUCAGUCACAUCACUUCCAUCCCAACCAACACCGUACACCCAGUAACGGGUUCAACCAAAUGCCCCAAAUGCCCUCUCAGAUGUCUAGCAACACACCGAACUCCGGAGCUUCUCAUUCCGCCGAGGCCACAGACGAAGGCAAAUGA
Molecule: messenger RNA, 3087 nt
Organism: Penicillium antarcticum
Lineage: Eukaryota; Fungi; Ascomycota; Eurotiomycetes; Eurotiales; Aspergillaceae
Product: putative PAB1 binding protein (Pbp1)
Exons: 5
Coding region: 1-3087 (1028 amino acids)
Biological process (GO): cytoplasmic stress granule assembly
Cellular component (GO): cytoplasmic stress granule
Molecular function (GO): RNA binding
Source: RefSeq, a predicted model, not a curated record